AGAGAAGUCGGAGGCAUUGUUGGUUGAACGGACGGCAGCCAUUUCGAUUUGUAUUUAGUGCGUGAAGUGGCGAAAAGAGUUUUCACUGAAUUCUAUAUCUUUGCAUUUAGUUGAUAAACUGUUUGGACUGUUGCAAAGACUUUUUAGUUGGUAAGAUAUUUGUAGAUCUGCUCAUAAUGUCCAUGGCUUCCACGUGCUACAAGUGUAAUCGCACGGGUCACUUUGCCCGCGACUGUAACUUCGGUGGUGGUGGUGGUGGUGGUCGUGAUAUGCGACGCGGCAAUAAUCGAGAGAAAUGUUUUAAAUGCAACCAGUAUGGUCAUUUUGCUCGCGCUUGCCCUGAAGAGUCUGAGCGUUGCUAUCGUUGCAAUGGCGUCGGUCAUAUUUCGAAGGAUUGCACACAACCGGACAAUCCAACAUGUUACAAAUGCCACAAAGUUGGCCAUUGGGCGCGUAAUUGCCCUGAAGCGUCGAAUGAUCGUAGCUCUAGUAACAUUUCGUGCUACAAGUGCAACCGCACUGGACAUAUUUCCAAAAAUUGCCCAGACACGGCUAAAACAUGCUAUGGCUGCGGUAAAAGCGGUCAUUUGAGACGUGAGUGUGAGGAGAAGGGGAGCCGCAACUAGACAUAGGAGCUCUCAUAUUCUCUUCUCUUUACUCCUAAUUUAACAAAUAAACAACCUCACAUUAAAAUCCCAUUGUUUCUGCCCAGCAUAUAAUUCAGCAAGAACAGAAAUAUUAAAACAACUUUUCAACAAAAUUAUACAAUUACAAGAUUUUAAAAGUACAUAAGCAUGCGUACAUGUGUACAUUUAUCUGGAGUACUGCCCGUUGACGAAGGUACUUUGGUCUUAAAGUGUCGCAAACACAAGAAACAGGAUGAUUUAAAUUUAUUAAUUAACCGCUGUGAACAAAUGUCGAA
This is a messenger RNA of Glossina fuscipes, 922 nucleotides long. RefSeq names its product CCHC-type zinc finger protein CG3800 (gene CNBP). NCBI's taxonomy places the organism in Eukaryota, Metazoa, Arthropoda, Insecta, Diptera, Glossinidae. The record is from RefSeq and is a predicted model, not a curated record. Bases 177 to 626 code for a protein of 149 amino acids. The transcript has a single exon. Gene Ontology annotation, molecular function: single-stranded RNA binding; mRNA binding; translation regulator activity. Gene Ontology annotation, cellular component: cytoplasm. Gene Ontology annotation, biological process: positive regulation of cytoplasmic translation.